Molecule: messenger RNA, 624 nt
Organism: Arabis nemorensis
Lineage: Eukaryota; Viridiplantae; Streptophyta; Magnoliopsida; Brassicales; Brassicaceae
Source: the annotation of a GenBank genome assembly
AUGGAAAAAGAUGAUGAUCACAACACGGCGGUUUCUCUUUCACCUAGCUUCAGUACUUACUCCGGCGAUCGACUCUGCGAGAUCGCCGAACGAGUUGUUCGGACAUUUUCGGACGACGGUUAUAAGGAAAACGGAGACGAGGAAUUCGAAUUUGCGAUUCUCCAAACGUCGUCUUCUUCUUCUUUUUCCGGUGGACUUAUAUUCCCUGUUUUUUAUCAGAAUCUCGUCUCCGAAACAAUCGCCGUUGAAUCUGAACCGAUUUUGGCUCCGUUGAAAGAUCUGUUCCACCGUCAACGUAACGAUCCACCACCGCAACAGAUUUACUCGUCUUCGUCGGAUGAAGAAGAUGAUGAGCUAGACGAUAUCCCGAGCGAGAUCUAUUGUCGAUGGACACCGGCGAGAUCUACGGCGGAGAUGUCACCAAGUGGAGGUUGUAGAAAAAGUAAAUCUACUGGAUCUUCUUCGACAUCGUCAUGGUCGAGGAAACGGUGGCGUAUUAGAGAUUUACUUAAGAGAAGUCGUAGCGAUGUUUUACUUGAGGAACAAAGCGAUGAAAGAAGAAGACAAGAGAAAAUCAUAUCUACCGUACAAGCAAGAUCUCUUUGGACUUUUCUCGAAUAUUAA